Penicillium subrubescens is the source of this 210-nucleotide messenger RNA. Its product is annotated as beta-lactamase-like protein. The record is from RefSeq and is a predicted model, not a curated record. Bases 1 to 210 code for a protein of 69 amino acids. The transcript has 2 exons. NCBI's taxonomy places the organism in Eukaryota, Fungi, Ascomycota, Eurotiomycetes, Eurotiales, Aspergillaceae.
AUGUGGUCCUAUCCAAAUUAUAUACCUCUUGCCCCAGACGAGAUAUAUGGUAUUUGGAAAGCCAUCAAGGAUCUUGACUUCGAGGAUACCCAUGGUGCCUUCUUAGGACAAGAGAUCAGAGGCAACAGCAAAGCCAUGGUCCUUGAAAGCGCAAAAAUCAUUGUUAGGGCUUCUGGUCAUCUACAGCAUCCGUUGCUGAAUGAAGUCUAG